CGGCGGGUCCGCGGGGGCCUGCAGGGAGGGGCCGCCCCGCCGGAAGUGGGGGGGCGCUUCUGCGCAGCCCGGAAGGCCGCGGGGCCCGCUCGCGGUGGCAGCGGGCUGUGGCGGGCGGAGCGCGGCUGGCGGCGGCGCCGCCAUGAGCCGCCUGCGGGAGGAGGACGAUCCCUACGUGGUGGAGGAGCCCAGCGACGAGGAGCGCGCCCUGAGCAGCUCAGAAGAUGAGGUGGAUGUGCUGUUGCAUGGCACUCCUGAUCAGAAGCGGAAACUGAUACGGGAGUGCCUCACUGGAGAAAGUGAAUCUUCCAGUGAAGAUGAGUUCCAGAAGGAGAUGGAAGCAGAACUAAACACCACCAUGAGAACUAUAGAAGGCAAAUGGAAGUCUCUAGAAAUAGCUACUUCCUCAGGUACUGGACAGCCUGGUCCUGCCACCACUUCAAAAUACUAUGAUGACAUUUACUUUGAUUCUGAUUCAGAGGAUGAAGAUAAAACAGUUACACAGGAUGCCCGGAAAAAAAGAAAACAUCAGCAGCGUCGGAUUCUUUCCAAUGAUGAACUAUUAUAUGACCCAGAAGAAGACAGUCGAGAUCAAGAGUGGGUAGACUCACAAAGGAGAGGGUACCGUAAUCAAAGACGAGUGCAGCAACAGCAGCAAAGACCUCUAGCUGUUCCAAAUAGCGAUGCUGUUUUGAAUUGCCCUGCUUGCAUGACAACAUUGUGCCUGGACUGUCAGAGACAUGAAUCUUACAAAACACAAUAUAGAGCUAUGUUUGUGAUGAACUGCUCUGUUAACAAAGAGGAAAUUCUGAAAUACAGAAAGAAGCUAAAGAAAAGAAAUAAGAAAAUGAGGCACAGCAAAGAAAAUACCUCUAUACAAUCAGAUGAAGAAGAGGAGGAAAUAUAUCAUCCAGUAAUGUGUACUGAAUGUUCAACUGAAGUGGCAGUGAUGGAUAAAGAUGAAGUUUUUCACUUCUUCAAUGUUCUAGCCAGUCACUGUUAAUGUGCAAAAACACAGCAGAAAAAAUCCUAUACUAUUUAAGAUUUUGUGAAGUGUCAUAAAUGCAGACAUGUGAUCCUUUUUUAACUAAUGCCCUUUUAAAUACAUCUUUUCAUCAGAGAAGUUUGUAAUUGUUGUCAAGUUUUUGAAACAUUUUAUGAAAGGAAUCCAGUUAACUGCUUGCAUGUGGGAGAAGAAUUCCUUCAGAGCUUCAGGUGGUUAUAUCAUUGAAGAUUUAAAUUUUUGUAAAUAGAACAUAAUAUCUGUGUAUUAUGAUAAUUGCUUGUGUAUAUAGUAUACAUUAUCUCUGUAUGUAUUGGAACAGCUGCUUAGAAUAAAUACUGUAUAAACUGGUCCUUCAUAUCUGCAUUGGUCAUUUGUAUGGCAAUGAGGAACUUGGUUAGCAGUUCUCAGGCAGGAUGUUGGGCUUCUUUCAGGCUGGCAUUCUUGGUUAUUUGCAUGAAGGUAGGUAUGAUAAAGAAGAAAUUGUUGUGUUUGGAUUUUUGGCCCAUUAAGAUGUCAAAAGAGGACAUUUUUAUACAAAAUGGAAGAUUUGGUUAUAUCUAGUUUGCUUCUGGCAUGGAUCAUUUAAAUCAAUGUAUUAACACUUAGGAUUGCAAUCCAUAAUUAAGAGUUUGUAAUGUAAAUAUGAAUUUAAAUAAAAUAACUGAUGUUUUUUGUUACCUGUUAUCCUUAUGGUGACUCAGGGACACAUUUUAAGAAAUUCAUGGUCAGUUCUAUGUCUAUAGAACUAGUCUGUGUAUUUUUUCUGUUUAAUACAUUUACAGCUUCUUUAUGGAAGCAUAAGUACCUUCAAUUAUUGUAGUAUCAACUUAGACUUCUUGCCUAGUCAGGCUAUGAAGCCACUGUAAUGUUAAUAUCGGAUCCUUCCCUCUGUUCCUCAAGGUAUGCUCCCAAGAGGGAGCAAAAACUUGUUUUUGAUUAGUAAGUAACAUCUUUGUAUCCUAGUGUUUUUUAAAACUUUACUUUGAACAAGGGUCUGUCCGGAAAAAAAUUCUCAUCUUUACGCUUUUUUCUUUCAACAAUACUAUAAAUAAUUUGGUAUAGAUGCUUUGAGGAGUUGUCAGAAAUGUUUGAACUUAAGGAACCUGAGGAAGAUACUCUUUUGUGUGCUUCAGAUUAUAAUAAAAUCUCACUCUUUGAUUA
Molecule: messenger RNA, 2167 nt
Organism: Dromaius novaehollandiae (emu)
Lineage: Eukaryota; Metazoa; Chordata; Aves; Casuariiformes; Dromaiidae
Gene: EAPP
Product: E2F associated phosphoprotein
Exons: 6
Coding region: 143-1003 (286 amino acids)
Biological process (GO): positive regulation of cell population proliferation
Cellular component (GO): nucleus
Source: RefSeq, a predicted model, not a curated record